AUGUCACCUCCCUUGGGUUUUGUUAAGUUAAAUGUUGAUGCGGCUGCUAGAACAAAUCCCAGAGACUUAGCAGCUGGUGGUUUAUUUCACAAUGAUAAUGGAGAAUGGUUAUUUGGCUUCACUUGUCGUGCGGGUUAUGGUCAUAUAACUAAGGAUGAACUUAUUGCUAUUCUUCAUGGCUUUCGUAAAGUUAUUGUUGAAUCAGCUUCCUUGCAAACAGUUAGAUGUGAAGCUAGUGGUGUUCAUGAGUCAACCUAUGCAAAACCUGAAGAACUUUCAUCUGAGCAUGGUGAGACUCAUGAAAAUGUAGAAGAGGAAAUAGAGGUAGAGGAGCAGUAUACAAAUGACAGCUCUAUGGAAACUCAAACUGAUUAUGAGCAUAAGUUGGAGGAGGAACUUCCUCAUUCAAAACCAAUUGAAGAGCCAUUUGGGAGAGAUAGUGAAGAUGUAGAAUCCUAUGUAGAGAUGUUAGAUGAAGUACAUAAAGAUAAAUUGGUUCAAGCUAUGCAGAAAGAAAUGUAUGCUUUAUAUAAGAAUCACACUUUUGAUUUGGUAGACCUUCUAAAAGAUAGUUUAUUUGCUGUUAGCUUGGUAUCCAGGUUCAUGCACAAUCUAUCAUUACACCAUCUGGAGGCAGCAAAACAUGUUCUACGUUACAUCCGUGAAACUACUGAAUAUGAAAUUUGGUAUAAAUCAGAUGUUUGUUUUAACUUACUUGGUUACACUGAUAGUGACUGGGCAGGAGCUGUAGAUGAUAGAAGGAGCACAAGCGCUUAUGUUUUUACACUUGGAUCAGGUUAUAUAUCAUGGUGUUCAAACAAGCAAAGUACGACGACAUUAUCAUCUUCUGAAGCAGAGUAUAUUGCGGGAUCUGCAACUACUUGUCAGGCAAUUUGGAUGCAUCGAGUUUUGGAAGAUCUUGGUCAAAGUCAAACUGAAGGAACACCAAUCCAUUGUGACAACAAGGCAACUAGAGCAAUGACAAGAAAUCCGAUUUACCAUGGAUGGACAAAACAUAUUGAACUUCGUCAUCAUUCCAUUCAAGAGAUUGUUGGUAAAGGUCAAAUCGUGUUGAAGUAUUGCUCAACCAAUGAGCAAGUUGCAGAUGGGUUUACUAAGGCACUUUCAUAUGCAAAAUUUGUGAAGUUUCGGUCUCACCUUCGUGCUUCAAACUUUGCAUUAAGGGGGAGUGAUGAAAGUUAA
Nymphaea colorata (pocket water lily) is the source of this 1203-nucleotide messenger RNA. RefSeq lists its product as uncharacterized. Lineage: Eukaryota; Viridiplantae; Streptophyta; Magnoliopsida; Nymphaeales; Nymphaeaceae. The transcript has 4 exons. Bases 1 to 1203 code for a protein of 400 amino acids. The record is from RefSeq and is a predicted model, not a curated record.